Oreochromis aureus is the source of this 1887-nucleotide messenger RNA. RefSeq names its product deoxyhypusine synthase (gene dhps). Gene Ontology annotation, cellular component: cytoplasm. Gene Ontology annotation, molecular function: deoxyhypusine synthase activity. The record is from RefSeq and is a predicted model, not a curated record. Gene Ontology annotation, biological process: peptidyl-hypusine biosynthetic process. The transcript has 10 exons. Lineage: Eukaryota; Metazoa; Chordata; Actinopteri; Cichliformes; Cichlidae. Bases 304 to 1386 code for a protein of 360 amino acids.
AUUCUGCGGAGAUCUAAGAAGGGGUGGGAAAAAAAUCUCCUAAAAUAUUACUAUUUGUCUAUAUGUGGAAGAUGAGAAAUAAAAACACUGUGAACAUCACAAAGGUAGAGUAGCUAAAAAAAAGGGCAACCUGGGUCACAUUUGUCCCUUUUCACUUUCCGUAGAAGUAGCUCGUUUCUCACAGGCGAUCCAUGCGACGUUUAGGGGAAUACAAAUCUUCAAUAUUUGUUUUUUUGCGCGUAGUGACAGCCGUUUAUUGCUCAGCCUUCUUCAUCACCUGACGCCUCUUCAAGAACAGAAAAGAUGGCAGACCAGGCGCCCUCAGUUGCCAUGGAGGCUGUCCUGAAGCCUAGCUGCGACCUCCCCAAGGACAUGCCGAAAAUCAGAGGUUAUGACUUCAACCAGGGAGUCGAUCUCCAUGCGGUGCUGAAGUCCUAUCUCACCACGGGUUUCCAGGCCAGCAGCUUAGCCCUGGCUAUCCAGGAGAUCAACACCAUGAUCGAGAAGCGUCUCGAACCAGUGGAGGAAGGGGAAGGAAAUGAGUCGGAAACCCCAAAGUCAGGCUGCACCAUCUUCCUGGGUUACACCUCCAACCUCAUCAGCUCCGGAGUCAGAGAAAGCAUCCGCUAUUUGGCGCAGCACAAAAUGGUGGAUGUGAUUGUAACCACAGCAGGAGGCGUCGAGGAGGAUUUAAUCAAGUGCCUGGCUCACACCUACCUGGGAGACUUCAGCCUCCCCGGCAAGGAGCUCCGCCUGAGAGGCAUCAACAGAAUUGGUAAUCUGGUGGUGCCCAACGAUAACUACUGUAAAUUUGAAGACUGGCUGAUGCCCAUCCUGGACCAGAUGUUGCUGGAGCAGAACACAGAGGGCACCCGCUGGACUCCCUCCAAAAUGAUCCACCGACUUGGAAAGGAGAUAAAUAAUACAGACUCUGUCUACUACUGGGCGUACAAGAAUAACAUCCCGGUGUUCAGCCCCGCUCUGACAGACGGCUCUCUUGGCGACAUGAUCUACUUCCACUCGUAUAAGAACCCCGGCUUGAUUCUGGACAUCGUAGAAGAUAUUCGCAGGUUGAACAGCCAGGCGGUUUUCGCCAAGAGGACGGGGAUGAUCAUCCUGGGAGGGGGGCUGGUCAAACAUCAUAUAGCCAACGCAAAUCUUAUGAGAAAUGGAGCUGACUACGUGGUGUAUGUGAACACGGGGCAGGAGUUUGAUGGCUCCGACUCGGGGGCCAGACCUGACGAGGCUGUAUCUUGGGGCAAGAUCAGAACAGAUGCCAAACCUGUUAAGGUAUACGCCGAUGCUUCUCUGGUGUUCCCUCUGAUUGUGGCCGAGACCUUCGCUCAACACGUCGACAAGCUGGCCGCCGGCAAGAAAACGGAUUAAUUGGCUGCUCUGUUAGAAACGACUGUCUUUGCUCCUCUGGUUUACCCCUUUUGUUUGUCAAACUGAACACUUCAGCCUGAUCCUGGGUCAGCUUCAAGACUGUGUACUGUCAUACAUGCAGUGCUGCAACUGAACGACUUAUUGAAUGGGAAACGGUGGUGAUGCUUUCCUGUUUUAAUGCUUUCCAGUAUUUACUUGUUUGAACAAGUACAGCAUUUUUUUUCUUACUGUUCAGACAGCUGAAAUGUCAUAGAUAUCAUGCUAAUGCAUGCACCAAAGAGACUGUUAUGUCUAUAAUGCAACUGGUUUUAGCUGUCGUGUGAGUGUGUGAAAGGAAGUCUAGAUAGAGUUUUUAUUUAUUUCAGUUUAGUUGUGGCCUCACACACAAUCCACUGCUCGAUAAUUCUUAUUGUCUAUUAUAUUAAGCAAACCUUUACUUUCUUGUCAUGGUUACAGGAUGAAAGAUGUCCCUGUAUGUCUUAAUAAACCAUGAAGUCAUCA